UGUAGUAACACGUCUAACUCACCUGCGCUGCGGUCCUGUCUCUGCAGUUAACUGACCCGUACCUGCCCCGGUCUUGCUGGUCCACCUCAGACGUCCGUUUCUCCGUGACUCUUCAUGCGGGUCCCCGUGGCUGUCGCGCUGUUAGUUUGGCUGCUAAACAAUGCAGCAAGCCGACAGUUCACUGAGGAGGAGAUGGCUGAAGUGAGGCAGCGCAUCAAUGGCAUGUUCUACCACGCGUACAACAGCUACCUGGACAAUGCUUUCCCCUACGAUGAGCUGCGCCCCCUCACCUGUGAUGGACAAGACACCUGGGGCAGCUUCUCUCUAACUCUAAUUGAUGCUCUGGACACGCUCCUGGUGCUUGGGAACCAUACAGAGUUCCAGCGUGUGGCGUCCAUCCUCCAAGACACUGUAGAUUUUGACAUUGAUGUCAACGCAUCUGUAUUUGAAACUAACAUCAGAGUUGUCGGAGGCCUGCUCUCAGCUCACUUGCUCGCGGGCAGAGCAGGGAUGGAGUUGGAGCCCGGCUGGCCUUGCUCGGGUCCACUGCUGCGGAUGGCUGAGGAGGCUGCCAGGAAACUGUUGCCUGCUUUUGACACUCCCACUGGAAUGCCGUACGGUACGGUCAACCUGCUUCACGGGGUUAGUCCUACGGAGACGCCCGUCACCUGCACGGCUGGUGUUGGAACUUUUAUUUUGGAGUUUGCCACGCUGAGCCGACUUACCGGGGACCCUGUGUUUGAAAACAAAGCUCGCCAGGCACUGAGAGCAUUGUGGAAGACCAGAUCCGACAUCGGACUCGUGGGGAAUCACAUCGACAUUCUAUCCAAGAAAUGGGUCGCCCAGGAUGCCGGGAUUGGAGCUGGUGUUGACUCAUACUUUGAGUAUUUGGUGAAAGGGGCCAUCAUGCUGCAGGAUGAGGAACUGCUGAGCAUGUUUCAGGAUUACAACCGGGCCAUCCAGAACUACACCCGCUUUGAUGACUGGUACCUGUGGGUCCAGAUGCAUAAAGGAACCGUGUCGAUGCCAGUUUUUCAGUCCCUGGAGGCCUUUUGGCCUGGACUUCAGUCCCUCCUUGGAAACCUUGAUGGGGCAGUCAGAACCUUCCAGAACUACUACUCAGUUUGGAGGCAGUUUGGAGGUCUGCCUGAGUUUUACAGCAUCCCUCAGGGCUACACGGUGGACAAGCGGGAGGGUUAUCCUCUCAGGCCAGAGUUGAUAGAAAGUGCCAUGUACCUAUUCAAGGCGACAGGUGACCACACCUACCUGCAGCUGGGACUUGAUGCGGUGGAAUCCAUCGAGAAGAUCGCAAAGACCCCCUGCGGAUAUGCUAGUGUCAAAGAUCUGCGCGAUCACCAGCUGGACAACCGCAUGGAGUCCUUCUUUCUGGCUGAAACCAUUAAAUACCUUUACCUGCUGUUCGACCCGUCGCACUUCCUGCAUGGGGGCAGUUUGGACAGUGAGAGCUCCUGGGAGGUGGGCGGCGAGGACGGGGAGUGCGUCUUAGGUGCAGGGGGCUUCAUCUUCAACACCGAGGCUCACCCCCUGGACCCCGCAGCGCUCUACUGCUGCAGCCGCCACGCUCAAGAUCGACAGGAGCUCCGCAACAUCCUGCUCAACCUGGCGGAGUCGGCAGGCAGCAAAACUAAACCUCCCACACUAGAAGACCGUCAGUGGGGUCUAUCGGAGAGCAUCGCUCUAAAGCCAGGAGAGAAAAAGACAACACCACUGCUCUCUUGUCCUGUUCAGUCUUACAGUGCUCGGCUCUCCAUACUGGGACAGGUCUUCUCUGAUAACACUUGAAACAGGAGUCUUUCAAAGCUACACAAGAUCUAGAAUGAGCCAGAAUCAAGAUGGACAUCACUAAAACAGAAAUUACACUCAACAUUUAUUUAUUUAUUUGCUUGGUGUUCCCCAGAAACUGUGAACUCAUUGAAGGUCUGUUUUUAUUUAAAUUGAAAAUGAAGAAAUAUAUUUUUAUUUAUGAAGUAGUUUGUCGUUUUUUUUUGUGUGUGUCUUAGUUAGGGCUCAGACAUGAUGGAAAAUGUAUUAUUCCGAUUAACCGUGUUUUAUGAUUUGAGUUAUGUCUAUACACUUUAUCUUAAACAUCAGGGUGGAAGUGCUCCAUUGAAAGUGCACAGAACAUUUUUGUUCCUUGUUUCAAACCGCAUUCUCACUUCCAUCCACGUGAUCUCAUUUAAUCUCCAUCACGGAUGGUUUGGUGAUGUCACGUCAAAAGAAAGGUCAAUACGUGGUUGCGAUAAUCUGUCCGUAAUUCAAUAAUUAAAAUCAAGGCAGAAAGCUCCCAACCUAAAUUUUAGUUUCAUCUGUAAUUCGACCUUUUUCUAUGGUCCGUGGUUUACUCACUCUGACCACUAGAGGCCACCAAAAGCACGAAGAUGAUGACGAUGAUCUGCUCUGCUUCUGAAUCAUGUUCUGGUUGUGGUUACAGGGAAAUCCCUCCAAGAUCCAAAACCACUCCUAUUUGCUUUUGUAAUUCCUCAUCUUCCCAGGUGGUUUACAAACUUGCACCUGCCCCUCACAUCUACAUUUAAUAGGUUCUUUAACCUUUGACUUGUGGGAAAGAGUUAGUUACAUUACAUAGUCAACAAGCCGCUGCAUUACUCUUUAUAUACUGUCUAUUACCGCAUGUAUCAAGUUGCUGGAUGAUGUAGAAUUCAUUUCCCCAGUAACAACACACACCCAGGAAGGCAGGUGUUUUCAAUCAGAUGGCAAAGUUUUAAAAUACAGCAACUCUUCAAGCAUGGUGUCUGCUAUUGUUCCAGCGGUUCUGGCUUGGCAUGUUCCUUAAUAAUUUUGUGGUCAUGAAAUGGGGAAAAACAUUCAGCAAAUAAGUGUCAUUAUUUCUGUGACUAAGUGGCAGCAUGGCAUGGCCUUGUAUAUCAUACUGACUGCGUC
Molecule: messenger RNA, 2919 nt
Organism: Synchiropus splendidus (mandarinfish)
Lineage: Eukaryota; Metazoa; Chordata; Actinopteri; Syngnathiformes; Callionymidae
Gene: edem2
Product: ER degradation enhancer, mannosidase alpha-like 2
Exons: 11
Coding region: 115-1803 (562 amino acids)
Biological process (GO): endoplasmic reticulum mannose trimming; mannose trimming involved in glycoprotein ERAD pathway; carbohydrate metabolic process
Cellular component (GO): endoplasmic reticulum; membrane
Molecular function (GO): calcium ion binding; mannosyl-oligosaccharide 1,2-alpha-mannosidase activity
Source: RefSeq, a predicted model, not a curated record